GUUUGCACCUAUGAGUUCUGGUUUUGUACCUUCUCCCUCUUCACCAUCACAACCUAACUCAUCAACUGAGUUCAUUGAUGGCUUAAAGUUUGGUAAAAAAAUCUACUUUGAAGAUGCAGCACCUCAAACCAAACCUAAUGGUGGUUCAUCUUCAUCUAUGGGGAUGAUGAUGAAGAAGGGAACUCAACCACCUAGGUGUCAAGUUGAAGGUUGUAAAGUAGAUCUGAGUGGUACUAAGGCUUAUUAUUCUAGACAUAAAGUUUGUUGCAUGCAUUCAAAAUCUCCUUCUGUGGUUGUUUCUGGUUUGGAUCAGAGGUUUUGCCAACAGUGUAGCAGAUUUCAUCAGCUACCUGAAUUCGAUCAAGGAAAACGAAGUUGCCGCAGGCGACUAGCUGGCCAUAAUGAAAGGCGAAGAAAACCUCAACCGAGCUCCGUGUUUACCUCGCACUUUCCCAGACUCUCUCCACCUACUUUUGAUAGCAAUGUCAAAUGUGACAACUUUCUGAUGGAAUGUGCUUCAUACCAGAACAACUCAUUGCUAACUCCAAGAUCAUCUGAGCCGGUUCGCACCAAUCAAACAACACCAUUUACAUGGCAAAACAACUCAUCGAUGCCGCCAUCCGAGUUUUUUCAGCAAUCACCAAACUUCCAUGGUGCUAGACAUUCUCCAAUGGAAAACUACAAUGAAGUCACAGAUUCAAGCUGUGCUCUCUCUCUUCUGUCAAACCAAACAUGGUAUUCUGGAAACACAACAGCACCAAGUGUGGAGAUGAACAACCUGUUGAAUUUCAACGGUUCUUCACUCAUGACACAAUCUUCUCAAGGUGCAGCCAGUUUUCAACUUCCAAAUGCUUCUGGGUUUUUAAAGGGCGUCGAUACUCGUAACUGUUUGUCGCCUGAUGAUGUUCCCGAUCUCGGUCUCGGACAAAAUUCGCAGAGUAUGAAUAGCGAUCUUCAUGGCGAGCUUGAUGUGCCACAAGGCAAGAGGCAAUAUUACUGGUCACUUUAA
Molecule: messenger RNA, 1009 nt
Organism: Vicia villosa (hairy vetch)
Lineage: Eukaryota; Viridiplantae; Streptophyta; Magnoliopsida; Fabales; Fabaceae
Product: squamosa promoter-binding-like protein 15
Exons: 3
Coding region: 11-1009 (332 amino acids)
Cellular component (GO): nucleus
Molecular function (GO): DNA binding
Source: RefSeq, a predicted model, not a curated record